This is a messenger RNA of Culex pipiens pallens (northern house mosquito), 2625 nucleotides long. Its product is annotated as proton-coupled amino acid transporter-like protein CG1139. Gene Ontology annotation, biological process: amino acid transmembrane transport. Gene Ontology annotation, molecular function: amino acid transmembrane transporter activity. The transcript is spliced from 8 exons. The record is from RefSeq and is a predicted model, not a curated record. The coding region runs from base 738 to 2165 and encodes 475 amino acids. Gene Ontology annotation, cellular component: vacuolar membrane. NCBI's taxonomy places the organism in Eukaryota, Metazoa, Arthropoda, Insecta, Diptera, Culicidae.
CAUCAGUCGACCAAGUGCAGUCGACCAGUUCGGAAGCAACACGAGUCGAUCUUGCGAUUUGCGCGCGCGCUUGGAUUUUGAUUUGAACCUUGUUUUUUGGCACUAAAACUGUAUACUAGUUGAUUUAGUUGUUGACGAAGGAUUUUGUUUGUGGUCGUGAAUUUUGCACACUUUAGUAUUGGUUUAGUAGCACCUUAGAUCGGCAACACCGUGCUGGUUGUCGCUAGUGUUUGCAGUCGGCUUGUGGUGCAGUUCUGAGUGUACCUCCGUCAGGACUGGCCGCGUGACAAUUUUGGCCACCUUUAGUCAGUCAUCUCGUACCCGUCAGUUGGCCGCAGAUCGUCGUUGCGGUCGGAUCGUACACCUCGCUAAGCUUAAAGGUUCCCGGGACUAUCCUACCGUAUAAAUAUCUCGCAGUACUCGUGCUCGCUCAAGUGUAUCCCCUUAAAGUUGCAAGAAAUUAAGUGGAAAAGUACCAAACCGUCAAAGGUCUCCAAAUUCAACCGGAGAAGUGUUUCAUACCAGUUGCUGCAAGUAGUCGUCCUUAAAGGUUCAAACGUUAAACUACGGUUCUAGGGUGAACCAAUCUUGAUCGUUCGUUACCCCCGAGGAGUUUCAACCAAGUUCAACAAAACGGCACCCGUUCCGGCAUCACCACCGGUCGUUACCUCAGUACGGAACAGAAAUCGAGCAUCGGGCUGAGCCUAAACGCCGAAUUUCAAGAUUAAAGCAUCACAAUGACGGUGGAUAAAGGUCACACCAAUACAGCGUUCGUUGCAGAUGAUGGUCUCAACAGCAAAAAGGCCCACCAUGGCACGAAGAACAUCGCCAACAGCUUCGCGCUGGAGAUCCAGGACAAGAAGCCGGGCCUCGAGACGGACUACAACCCGUACGAGCACCGGCACGUCGAGCAUCCCACGACGAACAACGAAACGCUGAUCCACCUGCUGAAGGGCUCGCUCGGGACUGGGAUCUUGGCCAUGCCGAACGCAUUCCACCACGCUGGGUGGCUGGUCGGUGGCGUUGGAACGCUGCUGAUCGGCAUCCUGUGCACGUACUGCAUCCACCUGCUCAUCAAGGCCGAGUUCGAGCUGUGCCGGCGGAAACGGGUGCCGAGUCUGAACUACCCGGCGGUCACGCAGACGGCGCUGCUCGAGGGACCGGAAACGCUGAAACCGCUGUCCAAAGUCAUUAUCCACAUCAUCAACACCUUCUUGCUGAUCUAUCAGCUGGGCACGUGCUGCGUUUACGUGGUGUUUGUGUCGUCCAACAUUAAGGCCAUCGCGGACUACUACACGGAGAACGAUACCGACGUGCGGAUAUACAUGCUGAUCAUCCUGUUGCCACUUAUCCUGAUCAACUGGGUUCGCAAUCUCAAAUUCUUGGCACCGUUCUCGACGCUCGCUAAUUUUAUCACCCUGGUCUCGUUCGGCAUCAUCCUGUACUACAUCUUCCGCGAGCCGAUCUCGUUCGAGGGUCGGGAAGCGGUCGGCAACGUGGCCGAGUUCCCGCUCUUCUUCGGCACGGUCCUGUUCGCGUUGGAGGCCAUCGGUGUGAUUCUACCGUUGGAGAAUGAGAUGAAAACGCCGAAGAAGUUUGGCGGAAACUUUGGAGUGCUCAACAAGGCUAUGCUUCUGAUCGUGACGCUUUACAUCGGAAUGGGAUUCUUCGGAUACCUGAACUACGGAAUGGAUGCCAAGGGUUCGAUCACGCUGAAUCUUCCCGAGGAUGAGAUUUUGGCUCAGUGCGUUAAGGGAAUGCUGGCCUUUGCCAUCUACAUUACCCACGGGCUGGCCUGUUACGUGGCCAUCGACAUCACCUGGAACGAUUACAUGAAGAAGCACAUUGGGGACUCGCCGCGGGCCACCAUCUACGAGUAUCUCGUGCGGACGGUGCUGGUGCUGGUCACAUUCCUGCUCGCCGUGGCCAUCCCGAACCUGGAGCUGUUCAUCUCGCUGUUCGGGGCGCUCUGUCUGUCCGCCCUGGGUAUCGCCUUCCCGGCGCUCAUUCAAACGUGCACGUACUGGCACGAAACGCACGGACUCGCCAAGGCCUGGAUGAUUGUGAAGAACAGCGUCAUCGGAGUGAUUGCCGUGAUUGGGCUGCUCGUCGGAACCAGCACCAGCCUGAAGGAGAUUAUUCAAACCUUUGGGGAUCACGAGUAGAGGGUUGAAGAAGACGGGGAAGUGGAGAUUUUCCAGGAAAAUCCAUCCAGUUUGAAAUUUUUAAGGUCGUUGCGACACGACGCAAUAAUUGCAUUCCUAUUGGUUUUAAAAACUGUUUUUGUGUAGAUACUAUCGAAGUUGUGUAUUUUACCUAUAAGUAUUUAGAGCUAGCGACAGGAGCGACCCCACAGACAACUAUUUUAUUGUGAUUAAGAUAAUACGCAAUCGUUGUAUCGAUUAGAGAGUGAGAUGAAUAUUUUGUGCCAACCAUAUCUAAUAGUAUUUUGUAUGACGAUAGCACCGUGCAAAGAGCUAUUGAAGUAACGAUAGACGAUAUUUUGAUGUUUUAUACAUUGUCGAAAGUAGUGUUAACAAAUUGAAAGAGAAAAUUCAUAUUGUAAAGACGACAGUUACACUUUUAGCAAAAUGUUGAAAUGAUCAAUAAAGUAUUAUGAGAAUA